Molecule: messenger RNA, 3166 nt
Organism: Anopheles aquasalis
Lineage: Eukaryota; Metazoa; Arthropoda; Insecta; Diptera; Culicidae
Product: protein regulator of cytokinesis 1-like
Biological process (GO): microtubule cytoskeleton organization; mitotic spindle midzone assembly
Cellular component (GO): spindle; mitotic spindle midzone; cytoplasm
Molecular function (GO): microtubule binding
Source: RefSeq, a predicted model, not a curated record
GACGCGCGGCAGCUUGUUCUUCGUUUUUCGUUCGGUAGAAAGUGGAUUUACUCGCCGAAAAGUGAGCUUCUGGUAACACGUUCAACAGUACUGAAUAAGUGGGAUCGAUUGAGUGAUAUUAUAUCGAAAUACGCGUCCUUGCAUUUGUGUUUUUUGUCCGACGCCGGGAGUGGUCCUGUGUGUGGUCAUCGUUCGGAGUGCGGGCCCGAGUUUUUUUUGGGAUACGCCAUUUUCCGGGAAAAGAGGAUUCCAUUUGCCAGCAAAAAUGGAUAAAAGUGUGGCAAACAAAACGGUCGAAAAUGGAGACCAACAGGUGCUGAGCAAGAUGCAAGCCGUCUGCACAGAAAACUACUACCGUAUGGAGCAACUGUGGUCGGCCAUGUUCGACAGGCAGAUCUGCGGGGAUUAUAUGAACCGCUUGCCGGAUCAUAUGAUGGCCUUCUUCGACGAAGUAUUUGAUGAAAGCUACCAGCGCAAACGGCGCAUCGAGGAGGAGAUCAUCAAGCUACGUAAGGAGGCGCACGAUCUAAGGCGGCUGUUGAACGAGCAGCCGGAUCCGAUGCUUCAUCUGGAGACGGAGGAGAACGAAAAGUUGCCGCUCCUUACGCUCCAAACGAAGCUGGACAAUAAUCUGGAGCAGAUGCGUAGCAUGCUGCGUGAACGGCUGGUCGUAAUAGACGAUUACGUGCUGGAGGCCGAAACGCUCUGUGAAGAGCUUGGUGAGGAGCCCCGCUUGCUCCAGAAAGAUCCACUGCCGGACAAACAAGAGCUGACGGCUUACCGGAACUACAUCGAUGGGCUGAUCGCUGAAAAGCUGGAGCGUCUCGGGGAAAUUACCACGCUGCGCCGAGAAAUCAAAACAUACAUGUCGGAUCUGGAAAUACAGCCGCAGACGGAGCAGGAGCAGCACUUGCUGAACGCUCGCAAUUUUCCGCCAACGAACCGGAACAUGCAAGGUUUGCGGGAACUGCGUGACGAUACGGCCAACCAGUACCGGGAGCUGCAACGGCUGAUCGACGAAAAGCACGUUCAGUUGGCGCGCAUGUGGGAGUACCUCGAUGUAGAUCCGGCCAUUCGGCGAAAGUUUCAAAAGAUCAAAAACUACACCCAAAGCAACUUUGAUAAACUGUUCGGCGAGUACAACCGGUGCGAAACGUUGCGCCGCGAGAACAUGAAGGCGAUCGUUGAGCGAACGCGCACGGAAAUAGCGGAGUGGUGGGACCGAUGCCUCAAGUCGGAGGAUGAGCGGGCCCGCUUUACAACCUUCCGCACGCACAUCUACAACGAGGACACACUGACGUUGCACGAGAUGGAGCUGGAGGAUCUGAAAGAGUACUAUCGUGUGAAUGAGCACAUUUUUAAGCUUAUCGCCGAACGGCAGGAAAUGUGGGACCGGAUGCUGGCCCUCGAGAACAAAUCGAACGAUCCGAGCCGCUACAACAACCGUGGCGGUAAGCUGCUGGAGGAGGAGAAGGAGCGCCGUCGCAUCGGUUGCAAGCUGCCGAAGGUUGAGCAGAAACUGCGCGAAGCUUGUCACGAGUACGAGACCAAAAAUGGUCGUCCGUUUAUGAUUUACGGUCGCAGCUUGCAGGACACGAUGCAAGAGCAGUGGCAGCGUCGCGAGGAAGCCAAACAGCAGAUAUCAAGUGCUCGCAAGAAGGCGAAUGGCAUCGUUGUCGGCACGCCCGGCAGAAUCGGUGGAGCAGAUACACUGAUGCUUACCCGUACCGGGGGUGGUGGCUGUUCGACCACGAUGUCGCUACUGUCGGCGAAUCGAUCGCGCAUGAUGGGUGGAUCCUCACGAAAGGGACCGGUUACUCCGCUGGCAUCGGCCAGCAAACAGCAGGGCACUGCCGGUUCGCUAAUGAAACGAAAACUGGCCACCACGCCGACGAACAUGAUACACGCUAAGCGAUCCCUGUUGCGCCAGCUUAACAGUCCGGCACUCAGUGCGACCAAUCGUUCGAAUUCAAAGACGCUAGUGCCUAAGACCGCAGGAGGGGCACCGGCUCGUAAGCUACCGGCAGUCAAGGUGUACGAUACGAAGGUAGCCGGUUCCGUCGUGCAAAAGCGGCGAUCACUUCGAAAAUCGCAAGGUAAACGGCGAAGUGGGAUCCACAGGCAACUACAACAGCCACCAUCGGUGAUCAUUAGCUCAGCUGAAGGGACCAUUCUACAGGAUUCGGUUUGCUACGAGAACUUUGAGAACUUUCUCGGAAAUAAUGCUCCCAAUCGUUCAUCAGUUGUAGCGGCGAACACGAUGCAUCGAAACAAGCAUGCCAACGGUCUUCCCCCGGCGACGUACGAUGAUCUUGGUCUGGCGAACCUGAGCGAAGAGGAAGAGAAUCAAGAUCCUGUCGCUUCCUCGACCGCACAUGGCGCUUCGAUUACCCGCUCACAACGCCACGUGUUACAAAACUCGAUCAGCUCCCGAACGCGCACUGCUUCCAUGCGGCUCAAGGCGACACCCAACAACUGUCCCACAACAUUCUAAUAACUCGCCAAUUCUGUCUAACCUGCCGAUGCAAUAUGUUUGUGGUUCGUUCCGUGUUUAAUUUAUCAGCUUGCUCUCUAAUUCGUUUUUAAACAUGUGUCCCAUGAAUGCCGCGCGAUAGCGCGGUGACUUCCAAGAUCCCGGCACAGCUGGGCUAUUUGCUUGAUGAAGUAAUGAUUAGGCCUUCCAUGCAUCGUUGACUAUACCCCUCGGUUGCAUUUUGUUCCAUCGGAGCUGACUUGGCGCAGCACCCUUUGAUCGGAGCAGCAUCAUCGUAUUAUUGGAAGUUGGAGGCAAUUUUGCAGAAGAUGUUUGUUACACGGCAGCGAUCUCAUCCAGACAGACGGAACUUUCUCGGACAUUUGCCCUCUCUGUGCGGUUAUCGUUUGAAUUUUAUGAUUUAUCCUGAUGGAGCAUUCUCAAUUUUACGUUUCGACCACAACUUUAGUGUUAGGCAACUGAGAAAAAACAUGCAAUAGUUUUAGGUUUUCCAAAUUUCUUUUUAGGCUCUAGAGAGGCAUCGUAUAACGAGAAAAUGAUCGUAUCGUUGCACCGAGAGGCCACAUGUCCGAGAAUUUGUUUAGGAAGUGUGCGUUGCGAGAGUAAACUGUAUACAUAUUAAUUUGAUUAAUGUAAUAUUGUUGGAAUAAAAGCAGAAGAUACUAACCUUCA